GGUGCUGGGGAUCAUGGCGGCGAUCCAUGUAGUAGCCAUGUCGAGGUCGGGAACUCUUGCAAGGAGACAGACCCUGCUGCAAGCAGACGACAUGCAGACAGCUGAGAUCGGAGACCACAAGCUUCUGGAGGAAGAGAAGGAGCGGGAGGGACUGGGGCACAGGUGGAACGCAGCGCAUAACGACGAGAUCAGGUCGGACAACAUCGGAGGGCCUCAUCCUUCGUCCAACUGGGUCCACAAGUUGUACCAUAGAGAGCAGCCGCACCCUGCGGUGCGCAAGCACGCGCAUGUCAUACGGUCGAGCAAGGAGCUUGAGACCCGUUACUACCCUCUAAGAUGGCUCCAGGAAGAAACAGUUCCUGCUGCAGUUAACUCGAGGAAGUUUGGUGUGCUGCAUGUGUGAAGGUUAUUCACGCAUUCCGAAGGAAGUUCGCUGCAGAACGGCAUGCCCCCAGCAGCUGAGGUUGAGAGAUAUUUGUAUAAUAGUGAAGCAGCACCAAUCCA
Guillardia theta CCMP2712 is the source of this 504-nucleotide messenger RNA. RefSeq lists its product as hypothetical. NCBI's taxonomy places the organism in Eukaryota, Cryptophyceae, Pyrenomonadales, Geminigeraceae. The transcript has a single exon. Bases 14 to 403 code for a protein of 129 amino acids. The record is from RefSeq and is a predicted model, not a curated record.